AUAACUCCAAAGAUGAAAUUAGAGAAGACAAGCAACGAGUUUAUCAGAUUUUUAAUGAACUAACGGACGGGUUCUUUGACGAACUUGUAGAAAAUCCGGAGGACCAAUCCUUAGUUAAAAACCUUCAAGACCUAAAAGAACAGAUUACCGAAGCCUUAGAAAAAUAUCGUCGGGAGGACCCAACUAUCCCCCUCGAACAACUAGCUCAGCAUUUCCAAAAAGCAGAUUUUACCGACGUGCCCGGUUUACUGGAAAAAAUGCUGAAGAAAACCAAGAAG
This is a messenger RNA of Racocetra persica, 278 nucleotides long. NCBI's taxonomy places the organism in Eukaryota, Fungi, Glomeromycota, Glomeromycetes, Diversisporales, Gigasporaceae. The record is from the annotation of a GenBank genome assembly.